AUGUUUGGAGGCAACAGAUCUAGACAAAAGAGUAGACCCGGUUCCUCUCAAAACUUGUUUGACCAAGAUAUAGAGCUCCAGGAUGCUGAAAGAUUUCACUCCAGCAGCGGGGAAAGGUCUCCGUCUUCGAUUGCGCUGGAGAACGCAAAUGAAUACGCGGACAGACAGGCCCGCGAUUUCGUGAUUGAUGACGAGGAAGAUGACGAUAUCAUAUACAGUGGACCACGCGACGGCGAUGCCAGGGAAAAUGUCGGUCUUACGAAUAGAUCUGGCUCGCCAAACAAGAGCCAAAAUGGGAUCUUUGGAGGGAACGUAAUGCGAAGGUUCACCACCAAAAGUGGAAAGCGUCAGUGUUGGGUCAUCUUCUUUGUGUGUUUUAUAGUGUGGGCAGUUUUUCUGGCCAAUUAUGCCAUGGACAACAAGCUUUCCAAUUCUGAUGCUCCCACUAGAAAAUCUUCACCCCCGACUGGUCACAGCUCUAACCCCGCUAAGUAUGGUGGCAGCCAAAAGAUGACACUGGACGACGAGAGACUGGGCAAGUUUUAUGUCUUCUCAGAGGACAUCAACCUCGUGAAGAACUCACAGCUUCCAGACGAGGGGUAUUACCUCCAGCGUAUGGGUGCGGAGUUCACCCUUAGGAAAGUGGCUGAUUCCAAGUUUUCCAAAAGGAUUCUCAAGAAUCAGGACUUCAAAUACAACGGAGCCAAAUACUCGGUAUCAGACAUCGUUCUUGGUCCUUUACUGGAGACAGCCUUGGUGGUGGCUAAUCACGAAUCUCAGUGGAGGCACUCCGGAAUUGCCCAUUACUUUCUGUACGAUAUUGCCAAGAACGUGUAUACUGCUCUAUUGGAGGUUGAGUUGGAAGACGGCACGGUUUAUGUGCCUAAGCUUAGUUUUGCGGAAUUUUCUCCUAAGGGAAACUACAUCACCUACGUUUUCGAGAACAACGUGUAUCUGUGUGAUCUGAAUGAUAAUAUGGAGACUUUACAGCUUACUGACGAUGGAAGCAACACUAUCUACAACGGUAAACCUGAUUGGGUUUACGAGGAAGAGGUUCUCGGCUCAGAUAGGGCUCUUUGGUGGGCCCCUGAUGAAUCCUCGUUCACAUUUCUGAGGCUUGACGAUUCGGAUGUGCCUGUUUUUUUCUUGGACCCGUACGCCAAUACCGGUUCCACGGAUGGGUAUCCAGAAGCAGGAAAAGUCAGAUAUCCCACUCCAGGCACGGCAAAUCCAAUCGCGAGUCUGGUCAACUUCUCUAUUAAGAACAGUACCAUGAAUGCGAUUCCAAGAGAAGGAAGUGAACUGGGAGACGACUUCAUUGUCUACUACUGUAAAUGGAUCAGUCCAACGUCGAUGAUUAUCAAAGAGUCAGACAGAACCAGCAGUGUCAUGAACGUUAGGGUGUUCGACUCGACCACCGUUACUUCGCAGAUAAUCAGGAAGGUGGAUGCUGUUAAGGAAUACAAUGGCUGGAUAAACGUGAAGACAGAAAUCGAAAUCGUUCCUCCAACUGAGGGCCACAAGGAUUACGGCUACAUCGACAUAGUGGUCAAUGAAGGGUACGACCACCUGGGCUAUUUCAGCUCGGUUUAUGCCUCAGAUCCUCAGAUGUUGACACAGGGAAACUGGCAGGUGCUUGACUCUCAGUUCAAAUACAGCCCAGAACAGGAUGUUGUGUACUAUUUGUCUGGCGGUGAUUAUGGAAUCGAUUCUUUGCUUCACUCCGUUUCUCUUAACGGGAGCGUUUCUACACAGAUUACCCCUUCGAACGAUGAUGGCAGAGCCUACUUUUCUGUGGAAUUUUCUCAGGACUCCAAAUAUGCCAUGAUUAACUACCAAGGACCAGACGUUCCCACACAGAAACUAGUCAGUCUCUCUGAUUUCGAUUAUGAGACUUAUCUUGCCAUGCACUCGUUGAGCACAACAUCGUCUACUACCACAAACUUAAAGGACUACGCUUUGCCCACCAAGGAGUUCUAUACAUACAACCUGGGAAAGAACUCCAAGGGCAAUAGCCUUGAUCUCAAUGUGAUGGAGGUCAAACCUCCGUUCUUCAACGAGACCGAGAAAUACCCUCUGUUGGUGAGUGUGUAUGGUGGACCCGGAUCUCAGAAGGUGAGCAGCGCCUACGGAUACGGCUUUGAAGAAGUUUUUGCUGCUUCUCUGAGUGCCAUAGUAUUGUACAUAGACCCCAGAGGAACAGGUGGAAAGGGUUGGGAGUUCCAAUCAGAAGCCAGAGACAAGAUUGGAUACUGGGAACCACGGGACUUGACGGCGUCGGUCAGGGGCUUGAUCCAAGAGAAGGGGUAUAUUGAUGGGGAUAGAACAGCCAUUUGGGGCUGGAGUUACGGCGGAUUCACCACCUUGAAGACACUGGAGUAUGACGGUGGUGAUGUGUUCAAGUACGGGAUGGCAGUUGCUCCGGUUACAAACUGGAAACUGUACGAUUCUAUCUACACCGAACGUUAUAUGGACAUGCCAGAAGACAAUAAAGAGGGUUACGAUGAAUAUUCGGUGAUAAAGGACUAUGAUAGGUUUAAAAACGUCCAGAGAUUCUUGGUCAUGCACGGAACAGCUGACGAUAAUGUCCACUUUGGCAACACUCUGGGGCUGCUGGAUGGCUUUGAUCUCCACGGGAUAGAGAACUAUGAUUUGCAUGUUUUUCCACACAGCAAUCACAAUAUUGCGUACCACAAUGCGAACACGAUAGUUUAUGAUAAGCUCUUCAACUGGUUGAAGACGGCCUUUAGGGUAUGA
Molecule: messenger RNA, 2757 nt
Organism: Kuraishia capsulata CBS 1993
Lineage: Eukaryota; Fungi; Ascomycota; Pichiomycetes; Pichiales; Pichiaceae
Exons: 1
Coding region: 1-2757 (918 amino acids)
Biological process (GO): proteolysis
Molecular function (GO): serine-type peptidase activity; dipeptidyl-peptidase activity
Source: RefSeq, a predicted model, not a curated record